AUGUGGCAGAUACACCCAUGGGAAAAGCAUCCAGGGAAUAGUUCAUGUGAACCUUUGUCAGAAGAUAGCCCCGUUCCUACCCAGUGCUUCAAAACCCGAUCUCUGCCACAAAUUCAACAACCAGAUGAGGCAGGUUGCUUCUUCACAAAUGUGAGUCUGUCCUCCUUCAGUCGAGACUUUCGGUAUUAUCAGGACAGCAUAGUUGCAGAGGCCUCGCUGGUGGAGGAUGCCACAGAGAUACAAGUCAAUGCUUCCCGCAAAUUACUCAUCUCCAGGAUUGGUGGGAUGGCCUUGUUUGAUGAUGUGAAUUCUUACUACCACACUGGAGAGAUGUACAGGGGGAAGAUUAAAGUCCUUGACUACCGAGGCAAGGCAUUGAAGCACAAAGAAGUCCUCCUUGUACUAAACAGCGGUGAGCGGCAAUUUAAGGAGAAGUACAUUACUGGAGACUCUGGGACAGCUUCAUUUAGCCUGGACACAACUGCUUGGAAUAGCACCUUGGUCUCCCUGGAGGCAAGUGUCCUGCAUCAAGAUUUGGAUAGAGAGCCUGGGACAAUUGAUUUGAGUUACCAGCGAGCCUCUUAUUUCAUACGUCCAUUCUACAGCACCAGCAGGAGUUUCCUCUCUAUUGUCCGUGUGCCGGAAACAAUGCCCUGUGGCAAAAAGCAGUCUGUCCAGGUGGACUUCAGAAUUUAUGAGGAAGACCUGGAACAUGGGCCCAAGCGUGUCAUUUUCUCCUACUUUGUCACAGGAAAAGGAGGGAUAGUCCAUGCAGGUCAGAAGACUAUUUGGGUUGGGCUUCCAAGAAUGCUGGAAGGCUUCUUCUCCAUCCCUCUUACCUUCAGCUUGACCUAUGCCCCAGCUCCGAGACUAGUUGUUUAUGUUAUCUUCCCUAAUGGAAAAAUCAUUGCUGAUUCUGCCACCUUCAGUGUCUCCAUGUGUUUCAGAAAUAAGGUGGAGCUCGGUUUCUCAAAGCCAGAGACUCUUCCUGGUUCACAGGUUGGUCUCCACCUGCUGGCAGCUCCUGGAUCCAUGUGUGCUGUCUGGGCUGUGGAUCGAAGCACCCUUUUGAUUAAGCCAGGAAGAGAAUUCAGCAGCCACUUGAUCUAUGGGUUGUUCCCAUCUGUUUAUAACUCCAGGUAUCCUCACCAAGUAUCUGAAGAUGAUCAUUCAUGUGGGUUCCCAAAUGCUGAUGAGCCUGAUGUGUUUACAGCAUUCAGGGAAAUGGGGUUGAAAAUUAUGUCCAACACCAAUAUCAGGAAACCCAGAGUGUGUCCAACCACAUCACUGACAACUAAGCUGCAGGAAACAGGAGUGUUUAUUUCUAGGCCCAUGCUGAUGUUUGCCCAGCCCCAUAAAGCAUAUAAUAGACCUGAGGACACUGUGGUGACUAGGUCUUUGUUAUUUCCAUCAGAACAUCUGACAUCAACCUAUCAGCCCAUUAUGUUUCCACCUAUUUCUUCAGCUGAAGAGAAAGUACACAAGCCUUUUCCCCAGACCUGGCUAUGGGAUUUGUAUUCUGUGGGUCCCAGUGGGAACAAGAAUGUCACUGUCACUGUGCCUGACACCAUCACUGAAUGGAAAGCAGGAAUGUUCUGCACAGGACAUAAUGGCUUUGGAUUUGCUUCAGCCUCCAGUCUGCUUGUUUUCAAGCCCUUUCUUGUGAAGCUGCCACUGCCAUCUUCUGUGGUCCAGGGUGAGACCUUCAACUUGAAGGCCACAGUCUUCAACAACUUGCAGCAAUGCAUGAAGAUCCAAAUGACCCUGGAGGAGUUUGCACACUUCCAGCUGAAGCCAUGCAAGGGCUGUGUCUACAGCAGCUGCUUGUGUGCCGGUGAAGCCAAGACCUUUCAGUGGAGUGUCACAGCUGACCAACUGGGGAUCAUGAACAUCACCCUCCACACAGAGGCUGUGGCCACCAAAGAGCUCUGUGGUGAAGAGAUACCAUUUGUCCCAAAAGAAGGACAGAAAGACACAAUUGUCAAACUCAUUCAAGUCCGGCCAGAGGGAGUUUUGGUAGAAAAGGCUCACAGCUCCAUCCUGUGUCCCAAAAAAGGGAAUCCAGCACAGGAGUCUGUGUCACUGAUGUUGCCUCUAAAUGUGGUUGAAGGUUCAGUCAGAGCCACCAUCUUAGUCACUGGGGACCUCAUGGGGACAGCACUGCAGAACCUGGACAACCUGGUGCAGAUGCCCCAUGGCUGUGGGGAGCAGAACAUGGUGCUGUUUGCCCCUAUUGUCUAUAUGCUGCAGUACCUGGAGAAGACCAGGCAGCUGACUCCUGAGAUCAGAGAGAGGGCAACAAGAUUCCUGCGCAAUGGGUAUCAGAUACAACUGCAAUAUCAGCACCCUGAUGGCUCCUACAGUGAAUUUGGUACCAAGGAUGAGUAUGGUAAUACUUGGCUGACUGCAUUUGUGGUUAAAUGCUUUGUCCAAGCCAAGCCAUACAUUUUCCUGGACAAGAGGACCAUAGAAGCUGCUCUGACCUGGCUGGAGUUCCACCAGCUUCCCAGCGGUUGCUUCAGAAAUGUGGGCCAACUUGUUCACACAUUCAUGAAGGGAGGUGUAGAUGGGGAAGUCCCCUUGACUGCCUACAUCACUGCUGCAUACUUGGAGGCAGGAGCAACACCAGAGAGCACAGUGGUGCGCAAGGCUCUGGGCUGUAUCCUUCCUUCCCUCCCCAAAGCUGCCAGCACUCACACCCAGGCCCUGCUGGCCUACACCUUUGCCCUGGCUAAGGACUCUCAACGCACCCAAGAGCUACUUGACAUGCUUGAUCAAAAGGCAAUCAGAGCAGAUGGGCAGAUCCACUGGAGUCAGACAUCAUCCAAGUACAGACACAGCACCAGCCCUUGGUCACAGCCAGUGUCUGUGGAUGUGGAGCUGACAGCUUACAUCCUCCUAGCCCUGCUCUCCAAGCAAAAUAUCACUGGGUCUGAUCUCACCACAGCCUCUGGCAUCGUGGCCUGGCUCACCAGGCAGCAGAAUGCCUAUGGAGGGUUUGCCUCAACACAGGACACAGUAGUCGCCUUGCAGGCCUUGGCUAAGUAUGCAGCGCUGACAUACAGCACACAAGGGGUUGCAGAAGUGAGGGUGAGGUCCCAUGGAGGCUUUAGGAGGAAGUUCCAAGUCUCCUAUCAGAACCGGCUCUUGGUGCAGGAGGCAGCACUGACAGAGGUCCCGGGCGAGUUCUUGGUGCAGGCCCAUGGCAGCUGUUGUGUCUUUACUCGGAUGGUGCUGAGGUACAACACGCCCUCCCCACAAGACUCAACAUCCUUUGCCUUGCAAGUGAAAACCGAGCCACUCAAUUGCACCGAUGACAAUGCACGCUCUGUUACUGUCUCUGUCAAUGUCAGGUACAAUGGGAAGAAAUCCACUUCCAACAUGGUGAUUUUGGAGGUGUCACUGCCGACUGGAUUUGUCCUGGCUCCAGGAUCUGGGACGUCUCUGCAGCAUUGGCACUCUGUGAGAAGAACUGAGAAAACACAAGGAGGUGUUGCCGUCUACUUGGACAAGUUGACCCAUGUCUUUGACACAUACAUUCUGCAUCUGGAGCAGGAGAUUGAGGUGACCAACCUGAAACCAGGCCAUGUCAGAGUCUAUGACUACUACAGCCCAGAGGAGCAGGCCCUGGCUGAUUAUAAUAUCUUCUGCAUCUGA
Messenger RNA from Manacus vitellinus (golden-collared manakin), 3657 nucleotides. RefSeq names its product alpha-2-macroglobulin-like protein 1. The record is from RefSeq and is a predicted model, not a curated record. Gene Ontology annotation, molecular function: endopeptidase inhibitor activity. The transcript is spliced from 29 exons. Bases 1 to 3657 code for a protein of 1218 amino acids. Gene Ontology annotation, cellular component: extracellular region. Lineage: Eukaryota; Metazoa; Chordata; Aves; Passeriformes; Pipridae.